AUCUUCACAACUCUUCUCCGAGUUAUCUAUGCCGAAGGUGUUUAGCAAGCGUGCUUCAGCGAUGGCUUCAGGAGAACCUAGAGCGAAGAGAGUCAAACUCGUGGAGAAGGAGUCCAAACCUGAGGAGAAAUCCAAACCUGAGGAGAAGAAGUCAAAAUCUGAGGAAAAGAAGUCCAAACAUGGGGAAAAGAAACUUAGUCAGAAUGCCCUCUUCGGAAUGGGGAAUCCCCUGCUCGACAUCUCCGCCGUGGUGGACAAGGACUUCCUGGAAAAAUAUGGACUGAAGACCAAUGACCAGAUCUUGGCUGAAGACAAACACAAAGCCAUGUUUGAGGAGAUUGUGAAGAAAUUUAAGGUGGAGUACCAUGCUGGAGGUUCCACCCAGAACACUGUGAAAGUAGCCCAGUGGAUGAUCCAGAGGCCCCAUAAGGUGGCCACAUUCUUCGGCUGCAUCGGUAAGGAUAAGUUUGGGGAGAUCCUGAAGCAGAAGGCUGAAGAGUCUCAUGUCGACGCCCACUACUACGAGCAGAGCGAGGAGCCCACAGGGACCUGUGCCGCCUGCAUUACAGGAGACAACAGUGCACAAGUUGUAGCUGUGUGUGCCCCAACAGGUGUGCGUGAGCACAGGUGUGAUGCGAUUCGACCAGACGGAAGGUCGCUGGUUGCUAACCUAGCUGCUGCUAAUUGUUACAAGAAGGACAAGCACCUGGACCUUGAGGAGAACUGGGAACUGGUAGAGAAGGCCAAAGUCUUCUACAUCGCUGGUUUCUUCCUGACGGUGUCUUUGGAGUCCAUCCUGAAGGUGGCCAAGCACGCGGCGGAGAACAACAAGAUCUUCAGCCUGAACCUGUCCGCGCCUUUCAUCUGCCAGUUCUUCAAGGACGCGCUCAUGAAGGUCAUGCCUUACGUGGACAUCCUCUUCGGAAAUGAGACGGAGGCCGCCAUGUUUGCACAAGAGCAAGGGUUUGAGACUGAAGACAUUGAGGAGAUCGCCCAGAAGGCCCAGGCUCUGUCCAAAGUAAACAAGAAGAGGCAGCGCAUCGUGGUGUUCACACAGGGCAAGGAGGGCACCGUCAUGGCCGAGGGUAAGGACGUGGAGAUGUUCCCUGUGCUGAAGAUUGACCAGAGUAAGAUCGUCGACACUAACGGGGCCGGAGACGCUUUUGUAGGAGGUUUCCUGUCUGAGCUGGUUCAGGACAAGACUCUGGAGGAGUGUGUUUCUGCGGGCCACUACGCCGCUAACGUCAUCAUUCGCCAUGCCGGCUGCACCUUCCCUGAGAAGCCCGACUUCCCCUGAUCACAUGACCACAUGGCCACACUCACCCCCCUCUCAGCUGCGCGGGGAGAAGAGCCAAGAUGGCGUCCUGGCGGCUCUACUGGGGAACAGAUGCCCUCCUCCAACAUUGCCUUCUCCAACAUCCCCCACUCCUUUCUCUCUCUCUCUCUCUCUCUCUCUCUCUCUCUCUCUCUCUCUCUCUUCCAGUCUUUCUCCCUCCCUUUAUUUUGUUUUCUCUCUGACUUACUCCCCUUUAUCCUCCCUCUCACUUCUUCUCCUUCACCCUAUCUCUCUCCCUCCCUCUCUUUCUCCUUCACCCUAUCUCUCCCUCUCUCUCCUCAUUUCUCUUCUCUUUCUUUUUUCUCUCCCCACAUUCAGACUCCUGUGCCUCAGCCCUCUUCUUCUUCUUCCUCCUCCUCCUCCUCCUCCUCCGUCCAAUGGAGAAACAACUUUUGACAUUUAACGUUUUUUUUUUUUAAACUUUUGAAAUUUUAAUUUUAGUUAAGAACUCAGAAAACUCAAGACUUACAGUUUACAUAACACGUCCUAGUUGCCCGGGAGACUUUCAUCUUUUUCAUUUAAAAAAAAAAUAUAUAAUAUAUAAAUAUAUAUAUUAUUUUUUUUUCCAUCUGUGUAAUUUCGUUUUAUUGUGCCAGCAGAAGCAGAGCUAGAAGUCUGGUAGAACAAAGACCAAUGUGUGAGCUGGGCCGCAUGUGUCUGUGGAUUCCCUUUAAGUUGUCCAGGAUCACACACAGACGCGCUCCUCUGUGUGAGGACUGAUGUUAGGAACUGUAGUAGUUUAAUUGUUUUGUUUUUUGUAGUGUAAUUGUUUUGAUUUGUUUUUUUAACAGACGAUAAUGUUAGAGGUUUUUGUUGUGACCCGGUCUGGUUGAGAUGCCUCACUCUGGUGUUUGAAGCCCACAGACAGACAGCAAGGAGUUUAGACUGAAACCCCAGCGUAGAGACAUGGAGUGAAUGGAGAGGUGUGGGUGUGUGUGCGUGCGUCGUCCGUGUGUGGGUCCAUCUGGAUGCUGGUGUAUGUGUGUGUAUGCAAAAUAUGGUGCUGUCCACACUGUUGUCCCUCACAAUUAUGCCUCUAAAAAAUGACAAGAGUAAAAGAACUGAUCUCUA
This is a messenger RNA of Clupea harengus (Atlantic herring), 2407 nucleotides long. RefSeq names its product adenosine kinase a (gene adka). Gene Ontology annotation, molecular function: adenosine kinase activity. Lineage: Eukaryota; Metazoa; Chordata; Actinopteri; Clupeiformes; Clupeidae. Gene Ontology annotation, biological process: purine nucleobase metabolic process; purine ribonucleoside salvage. Gene Ontology annotation, cellular component: cytosol; nucleus. The record is from RefSeq and is a predicted model, not a curated record.